This is a messenger RNA of Lycium ferocissimum, 1969 nucleotides long. RefSeq names its product transcriptional activator TAF-1-like. Gene Ontology annotation, cellular component: nucleus. Bases 301 to 1587 code for a protein of 428 amino acids. The transcript has 13 exons. Gene Ontology annotation, molecular function: DNA-binding transcription factor activity; sequence-specific DNA binding. Lineage: Eukaryota; Viridiplantae; Streptophyta; Magnoliopsida; Solanales; Solanaceae. Gene Ontology annotation, biological process: regulation of DNA-templated transcription. The record is from RefSeq and is a predicted model, not a curated record.
CCCCUCUUGCUUUCUUCUACUCUCUCUACAAUCUUUUGCUCACGCCACACGCCCUUUCUCUUCUCUUCUCUCUUUUUUCUUCAACUUUUUUUUAGAGAGAGAAACACCAUACACAAAAGAAUGCACAAACACUGAAACUUCUCACUACUAAAAAUUCGCUUUCUACAGAAACUUGUUGUUUGUACAGUUUAAGGGUUUGCUUUUCUGUAGUUAAUUAGUUGACACAGCACUCUCUAUCAGUGACUACAAAAGGAAAUUCUGAUUGCAUCUUUAGUACAACAUCUUCUUGGUUUCUAUUACAUGGGAAACAGUGAGGAUGGGAAAUCCUGUAAGCCUGAGAAACCAUCUUCGCCUGCACUGGACCAGAGCAAUCUCCAUGUCUAUCCUGAUUGGGCAGCCAUGCAGGCAUAUUAUGGUCCUCGAGUAGCUGUACCUGCAUAUUUCAAUUCAGCCGUUGCACCUGGUCAUACCCCUCACCCUUAUAUGUGGGGUCCACAGCCUAUGGUACCACCUUAUGGCGCCCCUUAUGCAGCAAUAUAUGCUCAUGGCGGGGUUUACGCACAUCCUGGAGUUCCAAUUGGAUCUCAUCCUCCUGGUCAUGUGAUGGCGACAUCUGCAGCUGUCAGCCAAGCCAUGGAUGGUGCUUCUUUGAGUUUAGAUGCAUCUGCUAAGUCCUCAGGGAAUACUGAUCGAGGCAUGAUGAAUAAGCUGAAGGAAUUUGAGGGGCUGGCUAUGUCACUUGGAAAUGGCAGCGCUGACAAUGUUGAGGGUGGAACAGACAAUGGACAUUCACAAAGUUUUCAUGUUGUGACCAGUGGGGAAACUGACGGUUCAACUGAUGGAAGUGACACAAAUGGAGCUGGGGUCAGUGAGAGAAGCAAGAAAAGGAGCCGUGGGACAACUCCUGAUAACUCUGGUGAUGAUAAGAGUCACUCACAAAGAUGUCAACCUACUAGGGAAGUAAAUGAUGAUGAUGAGAAGUCAAUCGUGGCUGUUAGUUCGGGUAAGGUUGCAGAGAGAGUGAUGGGAACAGUACUUUCUCCCAGCAUGACAACUUUGGAAAUGAGAAAUCCUGCAAGUGCACAUGUGAAAGUUAGCCCAUCUAGUUCACCACUAAGCCCUGCACUUCCGAAUGAAACCUGGUUACAGAAUGAGCGUGAGCUGAAACGGGAGAAAAGGAAACAGUCUAAUCGGGAAUCUGCAAGGCGAUCAAGAUUGAGAAAACAGGCUGAAGCUGAAGAAUUGGCAAUGCGAGUGCAGUCUUUAACAGCGGAAAACAUGACACUCAAAUCCGAGAUAAACAAACUAAUGGAGAACUCGGAGAAACUGAAGCUAGACAAUGCUGCUUUAAUGGAGAGACUGAAAAAUGAACAGUUAGGACAGAAGGAACAAGUGAGUUUAGGUAAGAUUGAUGAUAAGAGGCUGCAACCUGUAGGCACAGUAAACCUGCUAGCAAGAGUCAACAACUCUAGUUCCUUGGAUAGAACAAACGAGGAGGGUGAAGUUUAUGAGAACAAUAGCUCUGGAGCAAAGCUUCAUCAACUACUUGAUACCAGCCCCAGAACUGAUGCAGUGGCAGCUGGGUGAUCAAUGGUACAACCCUUACUUUAAGAUCUUAAAGUUUAGUCUGAUUGUGUAAUUUUGGCGUAAUUAUAAGUCCAAAAUUACUGCUAACUGCUGGAGAGGAACAGAAAGGGGCAGCUGAAUAGGAUUAUGGAACUUACAGGAUUCUAAUUUUACCUAAUUGUAGUUUACGUGCUGGGAGAACUGACGUGUGCUUUUUUCUGUUUCCUUUGUUCUUUUUUCCUUUUCACUUCUGAGUUGGAUGUGGCUAUAAUAGUGUGUAAAUUUAAUCUUCGACAUACUAAAGACUUGAUUGAGGAAUGCUAUCGAACCAAAAUGUUUUGGUUUGGAUGAUAAAAGUGAAUCUGAUAAUUGAUAAAUAAUGUAAUGUUUAUGAUGUUACUUC